Messenger RNA from Tachyglossus aculeatus (Australian echidna), 1597 nucleotides. RefSeq names its product stromelysin-1-like. Gene Ontology annotation, biological process: proteolysis; collagen catabolic process; extracellular matrix organization. The transcript has 10 exons. Gene Ontology annotation, cellular component: extracellular matrix. The record is from RefSeq and is a predicted model, not a curated record. Gene Ontology annotation, molecular function: zinc ion binding; metalloendopeptidase activity. NCBI's taxonomy places the organism in Eukaryota, Metazoa, Chordata, Mammalia, Monotremata, Tachyglossidae. The coding region runs from base 1 to 1434 and encodes 477 amino acids.
AUGAACAUGAGAAUGAAGAGAGUUCUUCUGAUGCUGGCACUGCAGCUAGCAAUCUCAAAUGCUGUGCCUCUGCGUCCAGAAAAUACUCCCAUAGGAGAAGAUGAAACAACUUUUGUGCUGGACUAUCUGGAAAAAUACUAUGGCCUUUCGAGUGAUCCAAUCCCUGUAGAAAGGAAGAGGAGCAAUAGCCCUGUGGAGCAGAAAAUUCAAGAAAUGCAGAGGUUUCUAGGGUUAAAGGUGACCGGCAAAGUGGAUUCUGACACUCUGGAAAUGAUGCACAAGCCCAGAUGUGGAGUUCCUGAUGUUGGAAAAUAUUCGUUUUUCCCUGGGAGUCCAAGGUGGAAUAAACAUGAUCUUACUUACAGAAUUGAGAAUUACACUCCAGACAUGUCUAAAGCCGAUGUAGAAUUCUCCAUUCAGAAAGCCUUCCAAGUGUGGAGUGAAGUGACUCCACUGACAUUCCAAAAGCUCAACGAGGGCCAAGCUGAUAUAAUGAUAUCUUUCGCAUCUGAAGCCCACGGUGACUUUUAUCCUUUCGACGGCCCUGAGGGUACCCUAGCCCAUGCCUACCAUCCUGGGAAAGGAAUCGGGGGAGAUGCUCACUUUGACGAAGAUGAAACCUGGACCAAGGACUCAAGAAGAUACAACUUAUUCAUCGUUGCUGCUCACGAGUUUGGCCAUUCAUUGGGUCUUUAUCAUUCCAAUGUACCUCACUCCCUAAUGUUCCCACACUAUUCUGAUAGUGAUCCCAACACAUUUCAGCUUCAUCAAGAUGACAUUAAUGGUAUCCAGACACUCUAUGGACCCCCACUGAAAUCUCCCAAACCAACCAGAUCAACACCAAAAACCUCAGCAGUUCCUUCUACAUGCAGUCCUAACCUCGUAUUUGAUGCUGUCACUACCAUCAGAGGAGAAAUGCUUUUCUUUAAAGACAGCCAUUUCUGGCGUAAGCAUCCGCAACUCACAGAAGUUGAUCUUAAUCUGAUUUCCUCAUUCUGGCCAUUUCUCCCAACUGGCAUCGAAGCUGCUUAUGAAGUUGGAUCCAAGGAUCAAGUGCUGUUCUUUAAAGGUAACCAGUACUGGGCGAUCAACGGCUAUGACCUGCUACCUCGCUACCCCAAGAACAUCCAAACGCUGGGCUUCCCAAGCAACGUGAGAAAGAUCGACGCAGCUGUCCAUGACAAGUAUUCAGGCCAAACCUACUUUUUUGUAGAUGACCUGUACUGGAGGUACGAUGAACACAGGCAGGCUAUGAACCCGGGUUACCCCAGAAAGAUCAACUCUGAUUUUCCUGGAAUCGAAUCGAAAAUUGAUGCUGUCUUCUACCACCAAAGAAACUUCUACUUCUUCCAAGGAUCCCAACAACUUCAGUUUGAACCUUCUUCCAAACGUGUUAUCCAGAUAAUGAAUAGUAACAGCUGGUUUGACUGUUAGAAACAUUCAUUGUGAAAAUGGCAUUAUACCUCACGUAUAAAGAAGGAAAAUAGCAUCUACAAUGGUGUAGGUCAGAGCCUAAUCUAAUUGACUGCUGUCUGAGUAGCCAUCUGACUGUUUGCACCGUGAAUUUUUUUUUUUUGAAAUUUUUUAUACCAAAGUU